AUGUCGCUCUCCAGAACGAGCCAACUUCCAUUCGCCAAGCGGCAAUUCUUCCAGGUGUUGGCCAGAAAUUACAGCAAUACACAAGAUGCCGAUCUUGUCGUCAUCGGAGGAGGACCAGGAGGCUACGUCGCCGCCAUCAAGGCCGCCCAACUCGGAAUGAAGACAGUUUGUGUUGAGAAGAGCCCAACACUCGGAGGAACUUGUCUCAAUGUUGGAUGUAUUCCAUCGAAGGCUCUCUUGAAUAACUCUCAUUUGUUGCACAUGGCUCAACACGAUUUCGCAAACAGAGGAAUCGACUGCACCGCCACUCUCAACUUGCCAAAACUCAUGGAGGCCAAGUCCACUUCCGUCAAGCAAUUGACCGGUGGAAUCAAGCAACUUUUCAAGGCGAACAAGGUCGGACACGUCGAAGGAUUCGGAACAAUCGUCGGACCAAACACAGUUCAAGCGAAGAAAAGCGACGGUUCCGUUGAGACCAUCAACGCCCGUAACAUCUUGAUCGCUUCUGGAUCUGAAGUCACUCCAUUCCCAGGAAUCACUAUUGACGAGAAACAGAUUGUCUCCUCGACUGGGGCACUUUCUCUCGGUCAAGUGCCUAAGAAGAUGGUUGUUAUCGGAGCUGGAGUUAUCGGAUUGGAAUUGGGAUCCGUCUGGCAAAGACUUGGAGCCGAAGUGACAGCUGUUGAGUUCUUGGGACAUGUCGGAGGAAUGGGAAUUGAUGGAGAAGUGUCGAAGACGUUCCAGAGAACUUUGACGAAGCAAGGAUUCAAGUUCUUGUUGAAUACUAAAGUGUUGACUGCCACUAAGAAUGGAAACAAUAUCUCGGUGGAGGUUGAGGGAGCCAAGGAUGGAAAGAAGCAGACGCUCGAAUGCGACACACUCCUCGUCUCGGUCGGACGUCGUCCAUACACCGAAGGACUCGGUCUCUCAAACGUCCAAAUCGACACAGAUAACAAGGGACGCAUCCCAGUCAACGAACGUUUCCAAACCAAAAUUCCAUCGAUUUUCGCCAUCGGAGACGUCAUCGAGGGACCAAUGCUCGCUCACAAGGCAGAAGACGAAGGAAUUCUUUGUGUUGAGGGAAUCGCCGGUGGUCCAGUUCAUAUUGAUUACAACUGUAUUCCAUCUGUUGUCUACACUCAUCCAGAAGUCGCUUGGGUUGGAAAGGCCGAGGAGCAGUUGAAGCAGGAGGGAGUCGCCUACAAGAUCGGAAAAUUCCCAUUCGUCGCCAACUCCCGCGCCAAGACCAACAACGAUCAAGAGGGAUUCGUGAAGGUUCUUGCUGAUAAACAGACCGAUCGUAUGCUCGGUGUUCAUAUCAUUGGACCAAACGCCGGAGAAAUGAUCGCUGAGGCCACAUUGGCUAUGGAAUACGGAGCAUCUGCUGAAGACGUCGCCAGAGUUUGCCAUCCACAUCCAACCCUCUCGGAAGCCUUCAGAGAAGCGAAUCUUGCAGCCUACUGCGGAAAGGCCAUCAACUCUGUCUAA
Messenger RNA from Caenorhabditis remanei, 1488 nucleotides. RefSeq lists its product as uncharacterized. Gene Ontology annotation, cellular component: oxoglutarate dehydrogenase complex; mitochondrion. NCBI's taxonomy places the organism in Eukaryota, Metazoa, Nematoda, Chromadorea, Rhabditida, Rhabditidae. The transcript is spliced from 7 exons. The record is from RefSeq and is a predicted model, not a curated record. The coding region runs from base 1 to 1488 and encodes 495 amino acids. Gene Ontology annotation, molecular function: flavin adenine dinucleotide binding; dihydrolipoyl dehydrogenase (NADH) activity.